Molecule: messenger RNA, 2400 nt
Organism: Sodiomyces alkalinus F11
Lineage: Eukaryota; Fungi; Ascomycota; Sordariomycetes; Glomerellales; Plectosphaerellaceae
Exons: 4
Coding region: 390-1904 (504 amino acids)
Source: RefSeq, a predicted model, not a curated record
UCCAAACGGCAACACUUAUCUCUCGCGCCUGGAACAAUUUCGUCGGAGCGAUUACGAACGAGAUGCUAUGAUCCAGGUGCGUCCGGUUGGGGAGGACAGGACAGAGGACCUCGUUUCAUUCCUCGUUCCUUCUUCUCGUCACCGUCAUCGUCCUUGACUGCAACUGAAAAUUUCAUACUCAUCUUCUCAUCUUCUCAUCUUCUCAUCUUCUCAUCUUCUCAUCUUCUCAUCUUCUCAUCUUCUCAUCUUCUCAUCUUCUCAUCUUCUCAUCUUCUCAUCUUCUCAUCUUCUCAUCUUCUCAUCUUCUCACCCUCGCCUUGAUCUUCCCUCGUCUUCACAUUUACAGACCCUCACCUUCACAUUUACAUGAAACCAACCUCCUGAAACAAAUGCUGACCCCCCUCCAGGAAUUAAUCAGUCAAUAUGAGAACCUCAAAAAGGCCUAUGCAGACAAAUGUGCUGAUUAUAAUAACGAAGUCGAGUCGCGCCGUAUGUGGCAAAGCAAGGCUUCUAUAGCCAUGGAAGAAAAAAUGGCCAUUACUCGAGCUACCGAAUCGAACCCUUUCGUUUAUGCCAUUAUUGACGGCGACGGCGCCAUCUUCAAUGAUAACCUCCUCGCCAAGGGCGCCGAGGGCGGCGCCGAGGCCGCCUACCUGCUACAGACGGCCAUUAAGUCGUACAUUAAGGAUGCCUAUCCCCAAACCAACACCGGCGACUGGACCAUUAUCGUCCAAGUUAUCCUCAACCUCGACGGCUUGGCCAAGAAACUCCACGCCUGCGGCAUCAUCCCCAAUACACCCGAGAAGCCCACCCUCGCCGGCUUCGCCCGCGCCUUCGGCCGCUCCCAGCCCCUCUUCAGCUUCAUCGACGUCGGCGGCGGCAAGGAGUCCGCCGAUCAUAAGAUCCGCGAGAUGAUGCGCCUCAUGGUCCGCGUCUCCCAGUGCAAGCACGUCUUCUUCGGCCCGUGCUCCGAUAACGGGUACCUGCCCGUCCUCGAACCCUACAAGCGCGACGACGACGUCUUCCACCGCUUCACCCUGCUCGAGACCGUCCCCGCCCAGCCCGGCUUCCUCGACCUCGGCUUCAACACCGCCAGCUUCCCUACUGUUUUCCGUUCCGACCUCCUCCCUUCGAGGCCUUUGGUCCAGGCCCUGCCCCCUGCCUCCAUCUCGUCUUCCGUUAACGGCAUCGACAAGGCCCUCCAACGCUCGCACCCGCACUCGCUUCCGCACCCGCUUCCGCCUGCGGCCGCGGCCCCAUCCCCAUCCCCGGCCCCUUCCCAGCUCUCGCUCCCCGGGCCCCCCAAGACCCCCAAACCCUCCCAGGUCCCCGCGCCCUCCGAGCCCUCAGGCGACCAGCAAGCCAGCCCCGUCACCGCCACGGCCACCACCACCACCUCCUCCUCCGCAGGAGGCUCCUGGUCGACCAUCACCCGGAUUAUCCCCAGCGCGAACCCCAAGGCCAUCGACAUCCGACCCACCAAGAAGGCGCCGCGGAAGUACUACCUCCUCAACGCCGACAGCGAGCGUAUCGACGAGCCGCUCCCGCGCAUCGACCCCAACGCCGAGCGCAAGUUCAAGGACAUGAUGGCCGACAACGGCACCAACUUCUGCAACAACCACUACCUCCUCGGCGGCUGCGACACGCCCGGCUGCACCUACUACCACGGCGAGAAGCUGCCGCCCGCCGUGCUCCUCGUGCUGAAGCAGAAGGUCCGCGGCAUCCCCUGCGAGAUGAAGUCGGCCUGCGAUAACGUCGAUUGCAUCUACGCGCACCACUGUCGCUGGGCGCGGAACUGCCCCAUGUCGUCGUGCCGCUUUUCUUUUAGCCAUAAUAUGGAUACUACGCCCCGUAUCAAAAUCUUCAACGAUAACACGGUCCAACAUAUUGGUCCCAACAAGUAAAACCCCGGCUUUACUAUCUAUCUCUUUACUUUAGCCCGCUGCGUUGUGUUUUUUUUUUUCGUUUGUUUACGGCUCCGCUGUCAUCCUACCUACGAAGGGGUUCUCGCCCAGCCGAAAGGUAUGGUCUUCCUUACCUAGGUAGAGGUCCUAUGGCGUGGGAAACCCUGGAAUCGUACUUUUUUUCCUUUCUUUUUCUUUUCCCCCUGCUUUACGAUGCGAGUGUUUCUGCAUGAUGGUUCACGUCUGGCCGUGGACCUCAUUGCAGAGCUAUAUAUAUAUUUAUUCCCUCUUUCAACACUGCUUUCGUUUUGUAAACUAUUCCUAACCAUUGCCUGUCAGGGGAAUGGGUCUUAUAUAUAUAUUCCGUGGAGUACUUUUGCCCUCACGUAUGUGGGCUUGUGCUCUUAUUCCACUUCCCUCCAUUUACGAAAGGAGAACCUCCUUGUCUCAGUGCGCUACCCCAUAUUGUGUUCCGUAAAGUCAUGCUGGUCUCGCC